Chelmon rostratus (copperband butterflyfish) is the source of this 5055-nucleotide messenger RNA. RefSeq names its product synaptogyrin 1a (gene syngr1a). The coding region runs from base 1319 to 1894 and encodes 191 amino acids. The record is from RefSeq and is a predicted model, not a curated record. Gene Ontology annotation, cellular component: neuromuscular junction; synaptic vesicle membrane. The transcript has 4 exons. Lineage: Eukaryota; Metazoa; Chordata; Actinopteri; Chaetodontiformes; Chaetodontidae.
GAUGAUGGUGAUGAUGAUGAUGGUGAUGAUGAUGAUGAUGAUGGUGAUGAUGGGGAUGAUGAUGAUGAUGGUGAUGAUGAUGGUGAUGAUGAUGAUUUUCUCUUGAAUAAAACACAGAAGCUUUUGUGUGGUUUGUGAUUUGGUGACACCUCCUCUUCCUCCUUCUGUGUUUUUAUCGUGUGAAUAAAUCAAAAGAAACCAAUAAAAAAACUUUCAGGACAAAAACAGAAAAAAAAAACCGACCGUUCAACAAACAAUCAAAGAAUCCAGAAUUGAAACGAGUUCUGGACUGAAACUGUUCCUGAAAACCAGUUUAAAGACCAACAGAGACAGAUGGAGCUCACACUGAUCCUAUUAACACACACACAGAGAGAGAGAGAGAGAGAGACACACACACACACACACAGAGAGAGAGAGAGAGAGAGACACACACACACACACACACACACACACAGACAGACACACACACAGAAAGAGACACAAACACACACACACACAGAGACAGAGAGAGAGAGAGAGACACAAACACACUCACUCUCUCACACACACACACUCUUGUUUUUAUGGAUCAGAUCUGGUCCUGAUGAAACUCUUCACAGCUGUUUCGUUCGUUUAUCGUGUGUGUGUCUGAUCUGAAGAUUUGAAAACACACCUGCAGUGAUGUCAACAGUGAAAGGAGUGAAAGCGACCUGCUCGCUGUUUGUUUCAGGUUCAUUUUUACUGAAUCAGUGUCUCUGUCUGCAGUUUGGGGGCUUUUGGUGCCCUCAGACUUGAUUUGAAAGAAUGAAUGAAAGGAAAUAAAGACAGAGCAGAAAGGUGGGAGGGUUUUCAGCCUGAGUCUAGCCUCUUAGGCAGCAUCUCCUUCACUGUGAUUGGAGCACUCUACCCCCCUUAACAUGAUGAGGGGAAACGGAAGAAACAAAAGCAUGUGAUUGGUGGAGCUGGUGUGAGGCGGUCCACAGCCUGUGAGACCAAGUUCAGGGUGAAGAAAAUCCUGUGACAUCUCAGUGGGGAUGAGGAGGCUUAAAGCAGAUUACAGUUUAUAACAGCAGCAGAAGAAGAAGAAGAAGAAGAGGAGAGCACCGAGACCAGCACAGAGAACAGAGAACAAUCAGGACCAACUGGAUUAACUGGAUCAAAAAGGACCAAACUGGACCUAACUGGACUAACUGGACUGGCAACAACCUGUAGGAGCAGAAACCAGCUGCACUGAGCUGGGAGGUGAAGGUGGAGGGUUUAAGCAGGCUGAGCUGGGCUGAACUAGUCCUCGCUGGUCUGUGCUGGUCUGAACGGGUCUGGGGAGCAGGAAGAGGUCUGGAUGGACGGUUUCCAGGUGUACGGGGCAGGGAAGGCGGGUGGAGCUUUCGACCCACUGACCUUCAUUAGACAGCCUCAGACUGUGGUGAGGAUCCUCUGCUGGCUCUUCUCCAUAGUGAUCCUUGGCUGCAUUGCUAACGAGGGUUACAUUAACCGUCCCGAAGAGGUUGAGGAGUUCUGCAUCUUCAACCGCAACCAGAAUGCCUGCAACUAUGCCGUCUCCAUGGGAACGCUGUGCUUCCUUUGCUGCACCGGUUUCCUGGCGCUGGACAUUUACUUUCCUCAGAUCACUGGUGUGAAGGACAGGAAGAAGGCCGUCAUGGCCGACAUCGGGGUGUCCGCUCUCUGGUCUGUGGUCUGGUUUGUGGGGUUCUGUUUUCUGGCCAAUCAGUGGCAGGUUUCUAAAGAAGAAGACAACCCUCUGAACGAAGGAGCCGAUGCUGCCAGAGCCACCAUCAUCUUCUCCUUUUUCUCUGUCUUCACCUGGGGAGGUCUCACUCUGCUGUCGCUGGAGCGUCUGAAGAGAGUCUCAUUUGAAGAAGAAUACAACAAACUGUUCAGCCCACCACUCGCCUGAAGCACAAACACACACACACACACACACAGGUCCUAACGUUACUUCUCUCCAUCAGCCAAUCAGAGACACGUCUUCCUGUGCUUGCUGCCUCCUCAUCAGCUGAGUCUACACUCUCAUUGGCUGCUCUAAGUGCCUGUCAUUCAAAGUGCCUUCCUGUUGCCAUGGUGACAGAAUGACAUUUUCUUCCUCAGAUGUGCUGGUGCUGAUUUCUAAACUUCAACCUAUAAACUUUUUGUUGUGUUUUUAUUAUUAUUAUUAUUAUUGUUGUUGUUGUUGUUGUUGUUGUUGUUAUUUCUGUGAUGUCAUGAUGUUACAUCUCAUUUUCUGAUUAAAGACAAUGACUUAAUGAUCUUUGAUGAAAUGCGCGAUGAAGAUUAAAGUUCCAGACACUGAAACUGAGUUUUAUAUGAAGAGUUAAUGGACACCUCUGCAUUUCUUCAGUAUACAUACAUGUCUGCCGUCUAUAGAACAUAUACACUGAUCAUAAAAUGAAUUGUGCAUUCAGUUUCUUCUUCUAGAUUUUAUUUGAGUUGUUUUCAGUGUCAUGUUUAAAGUGUGACAUCAUCUCGAAAAAGAUGUUCCGAUUGAAGUGAAUGAACAUUUUGUUUGUCACAAAACUGUGAGUGAGAUGGAUUAUCUGAAGCUCGUCAGUCCAACAGGAAACUGACACGAGGCUCAUUGUGACACCUGCUGACCAAUAAGAUACACUGAACACAUGAAGGCUAAAACAUUCAUUUAAUGCAUAUAUUUAACGUUAGUAUUAUUGGCCAAACUAUCAGCACCUGCAGAGCGUAAAGACGUCAGCUUCGACAUUCACACGGUGUCCAUUCACAUUUAAAGUCCUGCUUCGACUUAAUAAUAACUGUAAGUUAUUAACAGAGUAAGAAAAGAAAAAUUUGUCUUUAUCCUACAAAAACAACCACCGUGUGUCGCUGCAAACAGCCAGAUGUUAGAAAGUGACUGAUGGUUGUAGUUUCUUCUUCUCCUUCUAUCAUUAAUCAAUCAUUAAUAUUUCAGGAAACCGAAAACUGCAACUACACGCGUCAACAUUAUCACUGUCACCCCCCUCCCCAGUUAUUAUGUAAAAAAAAAAGAGACCAUAUUAUCUAAUAAAGAAAAUCAUAAUUAGAAAAAUUGGCAGUUAAGUAGCAAUUAGCAGAAAAACAUGAGCAAUCAUCAUAAUUGUGGUUACAGAUCUUCAGGUCUACUGAAGCAUUCUGUGUGGAACCUGUAGGGGGCACCACAAAUACCAAAAUGUGUCCCGCCCCGCGGAAAGAAUGCACCGGUUGAGUGUUGGUGCUCUGGGUCAAGUAUUCGGCCUAUCACAUACUCGCUUUUAACUCGGGAUGGCAGAUCCUGAGCAGACCGCAGACACCCUGCGAUCCUUCCGGAAAAUUCACUUCCAGUUCUGUUCAUGUCCGACGAAGAGGAGACAAAUGGUGGGACUUUGGGUAAUUACUGAAAUGCUGCAGGCUUUGUGAUGAUGAAACAAGUGUGUGAGUGGACUUCUUCUUUAAACAGCGUGACGUGAAUGAAGGAAGUAAAGUUUUAUGAUUCUGAUCAUCUGUGUGUCUGCAGGCUGUCCAGUGCCUACUGGCCGUCCACAGGUUCAAACUGGGAGCUGAUUCUGUCAUAUUCAAUCAGGAGUACGUCGACCCCAACCAACAGGAAGCUCUUGAUGAGGCCCCGCCCACCGAGGAGUAGAGAGGUGGAGCCUAAUGGACAUGAUCUCAUUUAUGUCAUCAUCCUCAACUCAGACGACACCAACAUGGAGGAACAUUUCAUCACAUAGGACAUAAAGUUUCAGUUCUGAGAUUCUGAAACAACCCAGUUUCAUAAUUUCAUGAUGACGCUCAACCAGGGGCCAUGGGUUCUUUGUCAGCAGCCAAUCACAGUUCAGAACACAACUAACAUGUUGACACUCUAAAAAAUUAUCUUGAACCCAUAAAGAGAGAUCACCGUGUUAGCAGCAGACGCUAACAAGCCAACCAGAGCUAGCAAGUUAGCACUGAAGGCUAAAAAGCCAGUUAACUGACAUUUGCGUUUUUAUGACAGACUCGUAAACGGAUCACAAGGGACGACUGAAAUAUUAUCUGUUACUCAGAUACUGAGCUUGACUAGCUCUCCAGCUAACUGUAGUUAGCACUGUUACUGUGCUUUCUAGCCAGUGGAAAAUGUGUGGUUAGAAAACUGUUUGGCUAAAGUUAGCACUUAUUAUGUUAUUAUUAUAGAGUUUAGUUUGUUUAUUUACUGAUCGACUAUUAGAGACAGAGUAAAGUAAAUGAAUCCGAAAAUGUCAUUUAGACAAAUUAUGACCUGCAACACUUGACUACAGGUUAGGACUAAUGAGCUGAUUACUGUGACAUAUCAUGAAAAGGUAUGUGGUUACACAAAACAGCUGGCAGGUUCGCUACACUACAAACAAAAUGAAGUUCAUUAAAAUGUAUGCCUUCAGCCAGCAGCUUCAUUUAAACCUGAAAAUAUCCCACAUCUUUCACAUGUUAUCUGUAUUAUUGAACUUCUACAGCCAGCUUUGGAGUUUAGCAUCAGCUUUUCAACAUCCAGCAUUCACAGUUUCAUCAGAAAUUUAUCUGGUGAUGACUGAAGUUAAAUUAAAAUUCAAACACAGUUAGAAUAUUUGUAAUUAACUUUUUGUUCUUUGUUUUGUUGUUAAAAUUGCCCCCUCCUUCAUUUGGUGGAACACUUGGAAAUGUUACACUGACCAAAAACAGUUCGAAAAGUUACCAGCCUGUUCUGGGGUUCUUCACUGGAACCUUCUCUUGUUAGCUGGGAUGUGAUAUAAUGCUGCAUGUUACAGAUAUUAUGAAGUAAAAACAGCGAUGCUCUCGGGGCUGACCUCCAUCUCUGGUGAGCUCUGCAAAUGACAUUUUGUUGUAUCUUCAGUGGCACCGUCCCAAAUCACAUACUUUUUCUUUUUAUUUCAAACUUAAUGCUACGCAUGUAUGCUGGAACAGAUGGUGCUCCUCCUGCUGGUCAGAGGAGGGAACUAACCUUUCUUACAGUUUAACAAACAUGUUUACUUGUAAAUUUUUAACACUCCAACAUCACACUCACACCGAGUGAACGGAGCUGCAGCUGCUUUUCAUCUCAAGUAUUUUUACUUUGUGGUUUGUCUGAUAACGAAGUCAAUAAAAGUCUGU